CCAUGGUUAAACACUAUGUGACAAAAAACAAUAUUUGCAGCUCACUGUUUUUCCUUCUUGCUUUCAUCACAGGCACAUUUGCACCAUUUCCAGACCUAUUCUCCUCCUGCCUUUUUAGUGUGAGAGAGAGAAUAGGGGAAUCUUUACCGACACCAUUACUUUGAGGGCCGUUUUGUGAUUUUAGCUCACUAACGAAAUUAGCAUUUGCAGAAAAAGUAGAUGACGAAAAAUGUUUUCUUGAUGGUAUUGUAGUGAGUGGUAGAAGAUGGGAAUCUGAUCUGAGCUGCUUUCAGUGGGAAUCUUGGAUGAUUUUUUAAGGCCACUUUCUUGCGAGAGCUUGAUUUCUUCAUCAGUUACAAAGAGUUCUGUGUUUGCCGAGAUACAAUUCUUUAAAUAAUGGUUUCGAGGUCUUAUUCCAACUUAUUGGAUCUUACUUCUGGUGGAUCAUCACCUACCUUUAGCCGUGGGUUCAAGAAGCUAUCUCGUGUUGCAACUGUAGCUGGGGUGUUAUCUGAGCUAGACGAUGAAAGUAGAAGUAAUGGUGGGUCUGAUGCUCCCUCCUCUAUUGCACAAGAGCGUAUGAUUAUUGUUGGGAAUCAGCUCCCACUUCGUGCUCAAAGGAACGAGUCAGAUGGUAAGAAAGGGUGGAGCUUCAGUUGGGAUGAGGAUUCUCUUCUCUUACAACUGAAAGAUGGACUUGGUGAAGAUGUGGAGGUAAUAUAUGUUGGUUCUCUUAAAGAGGAAAUCGGAUUAAGUGAACAAGAUGAUGUAGCCCAAACGUUGCUCGAGAACUUCAACUGUGUCCCUGCUUUCAUUCAGCCAGAGCUCUUCAGUAAAUUCUACCAUGGCUUUUGUAAACAGUACUUGUGGCCUUUGUUUCACUAUAUGCUUCCUCUAUCUCCGGAUCUUGGUGGCAGGUUUGAUCGUACACUGUGGCAAGCUUAUCUCUCUGUAAACAAAAUAUUUGCUGAUAAAGUGAUGGAAGUGAUCACUCCCGAUGAUGACUUUGUGUGGGUUCAUGAUUACCAUUUGAUGGUGUUACCAACAUUUUUGAGAAAGAGAUUUAACAGGGUGAAACUUGGGUUUUUCCUGCAUAGUCCAUUUCCAUCAUCAGAGAUAUAUCGAACUCUACCUGUAAGGACUGAACUCCUACGGGCACUCUUGAACUCGGACCUUAUUGGCUUCCAUACGUUUGAUUAUGCAAGACAUUUUCUGUCUUGUUGUAGCAGAAUGCUGGGGGUUUCGUAUCAAUCUAAGCGUGGUUAUAUAGGGCUUGAGUACUACGGUCGUACUGUCAGCAUUAAAAUCCUUCCAGUUGGUAUUCACAUGGGCCAGCUUUGCUCCGUGCUGGAUCUUCCAGAAACAGAGCUUAAGGUGGCACAGUUACGGGAUAAGUUUCAGGGUCAGACUGUCUUGCUUGGGGUGGAUGACAUGGAUAUUUUCAAAGGCAUAAGCUUAAAGCUUCUAGCCUUUGAGCAGUUGCUUACUCACCAUUCUGAUAAACGAGGUAAAGUUGUUAUGGUUCAGAUAGCUAAUCCUGCUAGAGGCCGGGGGAAAGAUGUUCAGGAGGUUCGCUCAGAAACUAACACCAUUGUUGCAAGAAUCAACCGCACCUUUGGAAAACCAGGAUAUGAGCCAGUAGUCUUGGUUGAUACCUAUCUUCACUUCUAUGAGCGUAUUGCAUACUAUAUAAUUGCUGAGUGUUGUCUAGUCACUGCUGUAAGAGACGGGAUGAAUUUGAUACCUUAUGAGUACAUUGUGUGCAGGCAAGGAACGGAUAAGUUGGACAAAACAUUGAACUUGAAUCCGUCAUCACCAAAGAAGAGUAUGUUAGUGGUUUCUGAAUUCAUUGGGUGCUCACCAUCUCUUAGUGGUGCAAUUAGGGUUAACCCUUGGAACAUUGAUUCUGUUGAGGAAGCUAUGGAUUCAGCUCUCAUUGUUCCGGAGCCAGAGAAGCAAAUGCGGCAUGAUAAGCACUACAAGUAUGUAAGUACCCAUGAUGUUGCCUAUUGGGCUCACAGCUUUUUUCAAGAUCUCGAAAGAGCAUGUAGGGAUCACAUAAGGAGAAGAUGCUGGGGUAUUGGUUUUGGGUUAGGAUUUCGUGUUAUUGCCUUGGAUCCGAGUUUCAGGAAGCUGUCAGUCGAGCACCUUGUGUCUGCAUACAAAAGGACUAAGAACCGCGCUAUUCUUUUGGACUAUGAUGGCACAAUGACAUCACAGGGUACUCCUGACGCAGCUCCAGAUGCUGAGGCUAUUGAAAUUCUGAAUAAACUCUGCAGAGAUGCCAAGAACACAGUCUUUGUGGUAAGUGGGAAAAAUAAAGAGAUCUUAACACGAUGGUUUACUUCCUGUGAAAACCUAGGAAUUGGAGCAGAGCAUGGGUAUUUUGUGAGGGCACAAAACCAGCCGAACUGGGAAACUUGUUUUCCUGCACAAGAUUUUUACUGGAAGCAGAUUGCCGAACCUGUAAUGCAGCUAUACACAGAAACAACAGAUGGUUCUUUCAUAGAAGCAAAAGAGAGUGCACUCGUCUGGAAUUACCAGCUUGCAGAUCCAGAUUUUGGCUCAUGUCAGGCUAAGGAACUUCAUGAUCACCUCGAGAGUGUUCUGGCAAACGAACCUGUUUCUGUCAAGAGUGGCCAGCACAUUGUUGAAGUAAAGCCCCAGGGGGUCAACAAAGGCGUUGUAGCUGAGAGGAUUCUAGCAAUGACACGCAAAAAGGAAGUGCUUCCCGAUUUUGUGCUGUGCAUAGGUGAUGACCGGUCUGAUGAGGACAUGUUUGAGGUGAUCAUGAGUGCCAAGGACGAUGGUUCCCUCUCUCCGGUGGCUGAAGUGUUUGCAUGCACAGUUGGGCAGAAGCCGAGCAAGGCCAAGUACUACUUAGAGGAUACCACGGAGAUCUUGAGAAUGUUCGAGAACCUUGCAGAUGCAUCUGAGCAGACCUCUAAAACUGUUUCCUUUUCUCCACAACAGCUAGUCAUCAAUCAAGUAUGAAGUAGAACAGCAUUUAUUUGCUUGUGUUGGCUUACUGCAAAAAGUUCCAUAUGAUGGAUGUUUCUCAUAACUAGCUUUAAUAGUUUUAUGUAAAUUACUUUCGAUUCCUCCGGAUUAUAGAAUUAGAGUUGUAGUCAAGUAACGUAUUGAAGCAUGAUAUGGAUACUAUUCCACCUCAUCUAAUUUUAUUCAUGAAUCUAGAAUACUUUAUUUGAAUUUUUCUUUA
This is a messenger RNA of Salvia hispanica, 3220 nucleotides long. It is a transcript of the gene TPS5, whose product is annotated as trehalose phosphatase/synthase 5. The record is from RefSeq and is a predicted model, not a curated record. NCBI's taxonomy places the organism in Eukaryota, Viridiplantae, Streptophyta, Magnoliopsida, Lamiales, Lamiaceae. Gene Ontology annotation, biological process: trehalose biosynthetic process. Gene Ontology annotation, cellular component: cytosol. Gene Ontology annotation, molecular function: trehalose-phosphatase activity.